GUGUUAUCCAAACACAAUCAAACUUGAAGUCUCUGCGUCAACUUGUUUUGGUCUGUAGCACUGAGGGCCACUUACACAGACAGAGAACCAACACAAUCAUAACAACCGAAGAAGUUGCGGGAAUCGUUGCAAAUUACUUUCAUGUAUAACACUGCUUCUGCUUCAUCACCGGAACUUUAUUUAGCGGCUUAAAUGGGGUUCCCAGGUAUUGUUGUUAGCGUUUGGUCAAUUUUCAUGCAACUAUUUCUCCUAAUGCUCACUUCGUCCUCCUUAACUCUGCGAGGAGAUGAAGUGGAUAGACUGUCCUUGCUUGCCUUUAAAGCUGAAAUUGUGAGUGAUCGCAUGGACAUCCUCGCCUCAUGGAAUGAAUCCCUCCACUUUUGUGAAUGGCCUGGCAUUUCUUGCGGCCGCAGACACCAGAGAGUCACGGUGUUUGACCUCCGAUCAAGCCGACUAGAAGGUCUACUAUCUCCCAACAUUGGAAACUUGAGCUUUCUCAGGACAUUAAACCUCGAAAACAAUAGCUUCAACAGCAACAUCCCUCCAGAAAUUGGCCGUUUGUUCCGGCUGCAACAAUUACGCCUUGGUAACAAUUCCUUCAGCGGUGAUAUUCCGGUCAACAUAUCACGUUGCUCUAACCUCCGCUACCUUGACUUAGGCUAUAACCUUCUCGGUGGCAAUAUUCAUAAUGAAAUUGGCUUCCUGUCCAACCUUCAGGUACUUAAUUUACGCGGUAACAAUUUAAAUGGGGAAAUCCCACCUUCUUUGGGAAAUCUUUCUUCUCUUCAGAUGCUAUCUGUGCGACAAAAUUUUCUGCGGGGAGGUAUUCCAGAUAGCCUUGGCCAGUUGAAUAACUUAAAAUACCUUGUUUUGGGUUCCAAUAUUUUGAAUGGUACCAUCCCUCCCUCCAUGUACAACCUCUCUUCUAUUACAGUCAUCUCGGUGCUUGAAAACCUACUCCAUGGAACUCUUCCCCCUGGCUUGGGCCACACUGUAUUUCCAAACCUCCAAGCCUUUUCUUUUCAUUUCAACCGAUUCAGUGGACAAAUACCAGUUUCAAUCUCCAAUGCAUCCAACCUUGCAUUAUUUGGUAUCUCAGCCAAUAUUUUUACUGGAAGAGUGCCUAAUCUGGCAAGGAUGUCCAAUCUGUUCCGGGUGGAAAUGGAUGCUAACAAUCUUGGAAAUAAUGAGGAAGGUGACUUGGACUUCCUUUCUUCUCUGGUUAAUUGCACCAACUUAGAGCGUUUGGAUAUCAGUGGCAAUAAUUUUGGAGGAGUGCUACCUGAAUCUCUCAGCAACCUCUCAACAAAGCUCGAGGUAAUGAGAUUGGGAUGGAAUCAGAUACGCGGAAGCAUUCCUGUAGGAAUUGAAAAUCUCAUCAACUUGGGGAUACUAGGCUUUGAGGUAAACCAAUUGAGGGGCCCUAUACCAAUCUCAAUAUGUAAACUGAAUAAAAUUUUUAGUCUGUCAUUGAAUCACAAUGAGUUGUUUGGUACUAUCCCAGUUAUGCUAGGCAAUCUAACUUCGUUAGGCAUUUUACUUCUCAUGUCAAACAACUUACAAGGAAGCAUACCACUAAGUCUCGGUGAAUGCAGGAAUUUGCAAGCUUUGAAUCUUUCUCAAAAUAAUCUUAGUGGUCCCAUUCCAGAUGAAGUCAUCAGUUUAUCAUCCCUGUCACAGUUUUUGGAUCUGUCCCACAACUAUUUUACUCAUUCCAUUCCAUUUAGAGUAGGUCUUUUGUUGCAGCUUGCUUACUUGGAUCUUUCUAAUAACAGUUUAUCUGGUGAGAUUCCAAGCUCAAUAGGAAACUGCAUAAGUUUGGAAAGUUUGCAUUUGGAAAGAAAUUUUUUGCGAGGGACCAUUCCUGACGCUUGGAGUUCUUUGCGAGGAGUUGAAGACUUAGACCUUUCUCGCAACUUCUUAACUGGAAGAAUUCCAAACUAUUUAGGGAGUUUCCGCGUCUUGCGGAACUUGAACCUAUCAUUCAAUGAUUUAGAAGGUGCAGUACCGAUAGAAGGAGUUUUCCAGAAUUCAACUUCGUUUUCUAUUAUUGGAAAUAAACGGCUAUGUGGAGGUAUAUCUCAGCUAGUGUUGGCACCAUGCAUCUCCAAAAAAUCUGACGAAAAACCCAAGCAAGAAAUAUUUCCAUGGCGAAAAGUACUUAUCUCAAUUGCCUGUGGGAGUGCUAUUGGAGUUGUCUCCCUGUUGUGCUUUGUGCUUCUUUAUCCAUCAAGACAAUCAUUGCGCUGUGUACUUCUUUAUCUAUCAAGAAAAUCAAGAACGAAGACAACUUCAGGACCAUCAUGGGAGGUUUCACUCUUGAAAGUUUCAUACGGUGAUCUCCUCAAAGCGACAAAUGGGUUUUCUUCUCGGAAUUUGAUUGGUGCUGGUAGCUUCGGGUCUGUGUACAGGGGAAUUCUCAAUCAGGAAGAAAGAAUUGUUGCAGUUAAAGUGCUUAAUGUUCAAGGUUCAAGAGAAAGUUUUACAGCUGAAUGUGAAGCCUUGAAAAACAUUAAGCACCGGAAUCUUGUCAAGCUACUGACCGUGUGUUCAAGUAUCGAUUUUCAAGGAAAUGAUUUCAAAGCUUUGAUAUAUGAAUUCAUGGUGAAUGGAAAUCUUGAAGAGUGGCUGCAUUUUUCAGCUCAUAGGCUACCUGGGGCCCCCAUCGUGCAGGGCCAUUUGAAACUUGUUCAGAGGGUAAACAUUGCCAUCGACGUGGCUAAUGCUCUAAAUUAUUUGCACAACCACUCUCACGUUCCAAUAAUUCAUUGUGAUUUGAAACCCAGCAACGUUCUCUUGGAAGGCGACAUGACUGCUCGCGUUGCUGAUUUUGGUUUAGCAAGGUACCUCCCAGAUGCUUCAUGUUCACUUCCUUCGCACAGAAGCACUGCAAAUGUCAUUAACGGUUCCAUAGGCUAUAUUGCCCCCGAGUAUGGAAUGGGAAACGAGGUUUCAACAUAUGGCGAUGUGUAUAGCUACGGAAUCCUGUUGUUGGAGAUGCUUACUGGAAAGAGGCCUACAGAUGAAAUGUUCAAAGAUGGUCUGAACCUGCACAAGUUCGUUCAGAUAGCUUUGCCUGAACUUGUAGAAGAAAUAUGUGAUCCGGUGCUUCUUCAAAUAAAAGAAAGCAGCACUCGUAGUAAUGGCUCAAGCAAUAGGAAUCAGGUCCAAGAUGAUCAAAGGCAAAGAGUUAGGAAGUGCUUGGUUAUCAUGGCCAGGAUAGGAGUUGCUUGUUCUGCAGAUUUGCCGAGAGAGCGGAUGGAUAUUGGACUUGUUGUAGACGGACUAUGCCUAGCAAGGGAUUUACUAACUGGAACCUGGAUUCCUGGAAAUCAUAUGAUCACGGCCUAAGCAGCAUGCAAUCCAACUGAGUUUGUUCGAGCACUGAAUCAAGGAUUCGGGCCUAUUUCAUAAGCUUUCUAGACUCUGAGUUACCUUUGCAGAAUUGCAGACAUGAACAAUAUUGUAAGCAUCAAAUAAAAUCAGAAACAAAAAGUAACAAUUAUCAACUCAAAAUUGAACUUCUUA
Pyrus x bretschneideri (Chinese white pear) is the source of this 3528-nucleotide messenger RNA. Its product is annotated as probable LRR receptor-like serine/threonine-protein kinase At3g47570. NCBI's taxonomy places the organism in Eukaryota, Viridiplantae, Streptophyta, Magnoliopsida, Rosales, Rosaceae. The record is from RefSeq and is a predicted model, not a curated record. Gene Ontology annotation, biological process: protein phosphorylation. The coding region runs from base 193 to 3351 and encodes 1052 amino acids. Gene Ontology annotation, molecular function: ATP binding; protein binding; protein kinase activity. The transcript is spliced from 2 exons.